CAUACACUCACACUCACACUCGUAUUUGUUGAAAAACCCUUUUCUGUGAGUCUGGGGUUUAGCCAACGGCUCUGCAACCGAAGUUCCCUCCCUCUCAUACAUGGCUGCCGCUGAUUCAGUACCAGCAUUACAAGUGAACUUCGCAACCUAAACACUCACGCUUGCAUAGGCAUGCCCAUCAAAAUCAACGGUAAGUAUUUCAGUCCAAAUACUUCAUAUUUCAUUGCUAUUUUUACCUUCAAAUUUGGCAUUCUGGCUUCUCUGUUUAUUCAAAUCUCGGAAACUAGUGGUCAUGACCCAUUUGGCAAAACUCAGAAUACCUUCCAUUCUCAAAUGGGUUUCUUCAAAUAUUAGUGAAAACCACCUUGGAUCAUCAAAAUGGAUACUUUGGCAAUCUCGGACUUUCCCCAUGGCCCAAAACCCUAGAUAUUAUUCAACAAAAAGAACUGUUCAAACUGAAAAAUGUGAACUUUUGGAUGAAACUUCAUCUGCUAAUUCCAAAAAAGUUGUGAAAUUUUCUCUUGCCACACGGAAAGCAGCACAAGCUGCAUUGUUGGAUUAUUUGCAUUCAACUAGGAGCAUACAGUUUGUGGAUGCUGAGAAUAUGAGUAAAAACUCGCCACAUUUUCUCGAAAAGCUGUUGAAAAGGGUCGAAAAUGAGGGGGACAUUGGACGGGCUAUUAGCCGGUUUUUGCGGUACCAUCCCAUUAAUGAAUUUGAGCCCUUCUUUGAGAGCAUGGGUUUGAAACCUUCAGAAUAUGAUCCUAUUCUUCCGCGCAAGUUGAUGUUUCUUAGUGAUGAUGAUUUGUUGCUGGAGAAUUACCAUGUAUUGUGCAAUUAUGGGAUUGCGCGUAAGAAGAUUGGGAUGAUUUAUAAGGAGGCAAAAGAAGUUUUUCGGUAUGAUUCUGGGGUUUUGUCAUCAAAGCUUAAAGCUUAUGAAGAACUGGGACUUAGCCAGUCUACUAUGAUUAAGUUUAUUGUUCAUAGCCCUUAUCUUUUGAUAGAAAAUGUAAAUUUGGAGUUUGUUCAGGUAUUAGAGAAGCUAAAGAGUUUUGGAAUGGAAAUUAGUUGGAUUGAGCAGAAUUUGUUGGAUGGGAUUACUUAUAACUGGAGACAGAUGCUUGGGCUUUUAUGCUUGUUUAGGAAGAUGGGAUGCAGCGAGGAGCAGUUGGCUAGACUAAUCAUUGAGCAUCCAGGGAUUAUAUUUGAGGGCUCUGGGGAUAGAACACUGUCUCUAAUUGGGUUCUUAUUGAAAUUUGGGUCUACAGUGAACCAGAUGCGUUUGCUGUUUCUGCAGUUUCCACAAAUCCAAGUUGGGAAAUUUGUGUUGAAUUUGAGGCAGUGCUUUAUGUUCCUGAAUGAGAUCGAGAUGGAGGUCACAGAGGUUGGGAAGAUUGUCUGCACUCAUGCCCUAUUACUUGGUUCAUGUACUUUGAAGAAAACUAACAGCUUGCUUUCUAACCUAAAUGUUGGAAAGAAGCGACUUCGUAAACUUGUCCUGGAGAACCCACAAGAAUUGAAGAAUUGGGUUCUAGGAACUAAAGUUGAGCCAUUACCAGAAUCAAGAGAGGAACUAAAAUCAAAAUUCCAGAAGUCCAAGUUUUUGUUGAAUUUGGGAUUUGCUGAGAAUUCUGAACAAAUGAAAUCAGCAAUUAAGGUGUUCCGAGGCAAUGGAGUGGAGCUGCAGGAGAGAUUCGAUUGUAUUGUGAAAGCUGGUUUGAAUCAGAAGGAUGUUUUUGGAAUGAUUAAAGUAUCGCCUCAAAUUCUUAACCAGAAGAAAGAUGUGAUUCAAAUGAAGAUUGAUUUUUUUGUAAAUGAUUUGGGCUAUCCCUUAUCAUCUUUAGUGAAAUUCCCAUCAUGUCUUUCAUAUACAAUGCAGAGGGUUGAGCUUAGGUUAUCAAUGUAUAAUUGGCUUAAAGAACAAGGAGCAGUAGAUCCCAAGCUGUCCUUGAGUACUAUAAUUGCAAGUACAGAGAAAUUAUUUGAAGAGCAAUAUAUAAAUCAUCAUCCUAGUGGCCCUCAGGUUUGGCAGGAUUUGAAGAAAAAAAUUUAUUCUGUAUAAUAAAUUGUUUUAUUACUUGUACUUUUAAGGGUUUGGCAGGCAAGUUAUCUGCUAGUUGGUAUGCAAAAGUUCUUUCAAUCUUUCUUUUACUUUGACAACUUGAGAAAUUCAUUAAUUGUUUUUUUAUCCACAUAUCUUAAACUGAAGCCAAGUUUCAUCCAGUUAGCAAGCAUAUAAGCAAAUAUAAGAAUCAAAGCAGGUUUAAAUCUAAGUGAUAACUAAUUAUUUUAUUCAUCAACAACAAGACAAGAACAGGUAAUGUUUCUUAUAUUUUUUUUUCUUUUUAUUUUCUCGUUAUGCAUAGUGUUUAAGCAUUUCUACAUAUCAUUACAAAGGCAUCAACCCAUUGUGUAUAUGUGGAAUAUGAAAAGAGUCCAUUAUGCUUCUAGUAUUAAAAGAAAAAUUUUGCAUUUCUUGAGAAAUUGUUUCACAUGGAGGCAGUGCAAUUGUGUUUCUGUUGUAUUUUGUUCAUUAUGAGAAAAAACUUAUUCUUUAGAAAAUCAUGGCAGCACCGAUGGGGAAUAAAAUGAGAGUCAUUUGAAUUGGGUCAGACCCUUGAAAAGCUUAUCUCCACGUGUACUUGUUAUUUGACCACCAGUACUCUGAAUUUAUAAUACUUCUUGAUCGUUAGUUGCUAAAUAGAUGGAAAAUAUGAAGUGUACUUUUUUUU
Quercus lobata is the source of this 2732-nucleotide messenger RNA. RefSeq names its product transcription termination factor MTEF18, mitochondrial-like. The coding region runs from base 293 to 2062 and encodes 589 amino acids. The record is from RefSeq and is a predicted model, not a curated record. Gene Ontology annotation, molecular function: double-stranded DNA binding. The transcript has a single exon. Gene Ontology annotation, biological process: regulation of DNA-templated transcription. Lineage: Eukaryota; Viridiplantae; Streptophyta; Magnoliopsida; Fagales; Fagaceae.